This is a messenger RNA of Closterium sp. Naga37s-1, 1221 nucleotides long. NCBI's taxonomy places the organism in Eukaryota, Viridiplantae, Streptophyta, Zygnematophyceae, Desmidiales, Closteriaceae. The record is from the annotation of a GenBank genome assembly.
AUGUGGCCGCGAGCUGCCAUAUGGAGUCAUCUCCCGCGAUUUCGGAUGAUCUCGUCGCCUCCUGAUUCGUCGGUGGCGCUGCCUGCUCUGGACGAUCGUGGCGUUCCCGCCACGUUCCCGAUCUCACUAGCGUCACCCUUCCGCCAACGACCGCGCCUCUUCCCCCUCUUGCCCCUCGUCCUCCACCUCUGGCUCCACGAGCCGUUGCGCCUCCCCUGGCUCGGUUCUCAGUGCUCCGCCCGCCCUGCUCCGCCUGUGGAGGUUGAUGCUCUCGCGAUUGUGGCGUCUGCCCUUGCAGAAGCCAUCCUAGGAAGGGCCCAGGGGGACGAGGUGCCAGCGUUGCUCCGAGCCGCCCAGGUGUUGGCCGGGCGCGGAGCCUCGCGCUCUUUCCGCGAGCAGCGCGCGCGCCGUCGCGGGUCCCUUGAGGCCGUGUAUCACUCUCCUCCUGGUCGUGCCUCCUUGUUCCUUCCUGCCGCUUCCACAGCCUCAGCUGCCGCAGCAGCAUCAGCAGCCCCCGCCUCCACCCGUCGCUGUUCCUCCUCCGCCUAUUCCGGCGUUGCCACCCCCGCAGGCAUCUCGGCAGCCAGCUCCGGUGCAACCGCUGGUACCACCGGCGCACCCACCACCACCUCCUGCGGCUGCUAUGCCGACGGUCUCGGUGAUGCCUCCAUGGCAGCAGGUAAAGAUGAGCCGUUGCCAGAGGCAACAGCGAUCUCAACAGCCGCCUCCUCCUCUGCGACAGCCUCCGCCCCAACAGGGCUUUGUGCCUCCUCCGGUGCUCGUUCCGCCGACCCCGAGCCUGGUUCCGUAGUUGUUACAGCCGCCACUGGCAUGCCAGCAACAGCCACAGCCGGUUCUUCAGAGCCUUCUUCUCAGGUGCUGCCGGUGUUAUACGGUCCGCCUGCGGAACCUCCGCCUGCUCCUGGUCCCCCUCCCACCGAGUCCCCCGCUGUCCACCCCUUUUCCCAGGGCUCGUACCCACAGCUAUUUCUUGGGGGGCGCAAGAUUCCGAUACCUUGUGAGGCCCUGCCAACUCCCCCGCCGACUUCUGCACCUGCAGCCACCCCUGGCGAGGCAUUUGACUCGCAUUGGAGUCGGUGGGGCGAGUGCACGCCUGUCGAGCGACUUCUCCGUGUCGAGCAGCGCGUAAUGCUCGUGGCGUCUUCUCUGGGCAUGGUGGCGAUGGUGCUUGAUCAGCUGCAGGCAUGCUUGGGCCCGUAA